AUGUCCUCCGUGCUAAGCGCUAUAUCUCGCAGCUGGUCAACAAAAUGAUUAUUUAACUAAACUUAAUCCUCUUUAUAUCAGCGCCAAUAACACCUUAUCCUUUACGAACUUCACAAACACGCCCGUGAAAUGCAACUGAGGCAUCUGAAGACGCUUUUAACCCCGCAGGAGACUGCUGCCAAAGUGACAUGUCUGGCCUGGGCCCCCAACAACACCAAGUUCGCCGUGUGCACCGUUGACCGAGUGGUGCUUCUGUACGAUGAACAGGGAGAGAAGAAAGACAAGUUCUCCACCAAACCUCUAGACUCCAAGUAUGGAAAACACAGCUAUACAGUCAAUGACAUGGUGUUCUCACCGGACUCCACAAAGAUCGCCAUCGCCCAGUCUGACAACAUCAUCUUUGUCUACAAGAUCGGAGAGGACUGGGGGGACAAGAAAACUAUUUGCCACAAGUUUGUUCAAACGAGUGCUGUGACCUGCGUGCUUUGGCCUGCAGAACAUGCGAUUGUUUAUGGAUUAGUGGAAGGCAAGGUUCGGCUUGCCAACACUCAGACCAACAAGUCCUCAACCCAGUACAGCACCGAGUCCUGUGUUGUCUCACUGGUUUCAAAUGUUUCUGGUAAAGGCAUCCUGUCUGGCCACGCUGAUGGGACAGUCGUGCGCUACUUCUUUGAUGAUGAAGGCUCGGGGGAGUCUCAGGGUAAGCUGCUGCUGCACCCAUGCCCCCCCUACGCCCUGGCCUGGGGUACAAACAGCAUCAUGGUGGGCGGCUGUGACAAGAAGGUGGUGGCUUACAGCCGAGAGGGUCACGUCCUGCAGACCUUCGACUACAGCCGAGACCGGACGGAACGAGAGUUCACUGUAGCCGCCACCAGCCCGAGCGGGCAGUCCGUCGUGUUCGGCAGCUAUGACCGGCUGCGGGUGUUUAGCUGGACUCCCAGAAAAGGAGUGUGGGAUGAAGCGAAGCCCAAAGAGAUCCAAAACCUCUACACGAUCACCGCGCUGGCCUGGAAGAAAGACGGAUCACGCCUCUGUGCGGGAACACUGUGUGGAGGAGUGGAGCUGUUUGAUUGCUGCUUGCGGAGAAGCAUCUAUAAAAACAAGUUUGAGAUGACCUACGUCGGCCUGAGCCAGGUGAUGGUGAGGAACCUCAGCACAGGAACCCGUAUCGUCCUGAAGUCUUAUUACGGUUAUGAGAUCGAAGAGGUGAAGAUCAUGGGCAAAGAUCGCUACCUGGUGGCUCACACAUCUGAAACUCUACUGCUGGGAGACCUGCUGACCAACAACCUGAGCGAGGUGCCUUGGCCCGGCUCUGGAGGAAACGAAAAGUUCUUCUUUGAGAAUGAAACAGUGUGCAUGAUCUUUAACGCCGGGGAGCUGAGCCUGGUGGAGUACAGCAACAAUGAGAUCCUGGGUUCGGUCAGGACGGAGUUUAUGAACCCUCAUCUGAUCAGUGUCCGGAUAAAUGAGAGGAAGCAGAGAGGAGUUGAAGACAACAAGAAGCUGUCAUAUCUGAUCGACAUAAAGACGAUCGCUAUCGUGGACUUGGCCGGGGGCUACAAUCUGGCAACCAUCAGCCACGACUCCAAGAUCGACUGGCUGGAGCUCAAUGAAACCGGACGCAAACUGCUGUUCAGGGACAAGAAGCUGCGGCUCCAUCUGUACGACAUAGAGAGCGGCGUGAAGGCCACGCUGCUGAGCUUCUGCUCCUACGUGCAGUGGGUGCCCUGCAGUGACGUGGUGGUCGCACAGAACAGGGGGAGUCUCUGUAUCUGGUACAGCAUCGACAGCCCCGAGAGCAUCACCAUGUUCCCCAUCAAGGGAGACAUUGUGGAUCUGGAACGAGCUGACGGGAAGACGGAUGUGAUCGUGACAGAGGGAGUCAACACUGUGACUUACACUCUGGAUGAAGGCCUCAUCGAGUUCGGCACUGCAGUGGAUGACGGGGAUUACGACAGGGCCACAGCAUUCCUUGAGACUCUGGAGAUGUCAUCAGAAACUGAAGCCAUGUGGAAAACACUCAGCAAGCUGGCUCUGGAGGCUCACCAGCUUCACAUUGCUGAAAGGUGUUUCGCUGCCUUGGGAGACGUCUCGACUGUACGUUUCCUCAACCAAACAAACCAGAUCGUUGACAAAGUUUCUCAGGAAAUGGGAGGAGAUGGAACCGAGUUUUUCCAGGUCCAAGCCCACGUUGCAGUGCUGGAUAAGAACUUCAAACUAGCUGAGAUGCACUACCUGGAGCAGAACGCCAUUGAUGAAGCUAUAGAGAUGUACCAGGAGCUCUACAUGUGGGACGACAGCAUUGCUGUGGCGGAAGCUAAGGGCCACGCAGAGCUGGACAGCCUCCGUGGGAACCGCUACCAGUGGUUAAUGGAGACGGGUCAGGACGAGAAAGCGGGCGAGGUGAAGGAGAGCGAGGGUGACUUUCAGGGAGCCAUCAACCUCUACCUGAAGGCCGGACUGCCCGCUAAAGCCGCCCGCCUUGCCAUCAGCCGGCCGGAGAUCAUCAACAACAGUGACACCGUCGGCCGCAUCGCAGCCAGCCUCAUCAAGGGGGAGUUUUACGAGAGGGCAGGAGAUCUGUACGAGAAGAUCAGGAACAACCAGAGAGCUCUGGAGUGCUACGUCAAAGGAGGAGCCUUCAGGAAAGCGGUGGAGCUGGCUCGCCUCGCUUCCCCUGCUGAGGUGGUGAAACUGGAGGAGGCCUGGGGAGACUACCUCGUCCAGCAGAAACAGAUGGACGCCGCCAUCAACCACUUCAUUGAAGCCGGCUGUUCACUGAAAGCCAUCGAGGCGGCCAUCGCAGCCCGACAGUGGAAGAAGGCCGUCCACAUCCUGGAGUUACAGGAGGAUUCAGCCGCGGGGAAAUACUACCUAAAGAUAGCGCAGCACUACGCCUCGAUGCAGGAGUAUGAGGUGGCAGAGCAGCUGUUUGUGAAAGGAGGUCACAUUAAAGAUGCCAUAGACAUGUACACGGCAGCAGGACGCUGGGAGGAGGCUCAUAAG
Molecule: messenger RNA, 3006 nt
Organism: Labrus bergylta (ballan wrasse)
Lineage: Eukaryota; Metazoa; Chordata; Actinopteri; Labriformes; Labridae
Source: RefSeq, a predicted model, not a curated record